Molecule: messenger RNA, 1501 nt
Organism: Caenorhabditis elegans
Lineage: Eukaryota; Metazoa; Nematoda; Chromadorea; Rhabditida; Rhabditidae
Gene: acr-15
Product: Acetylcholine receptor subunit alpha-type acr-15
Exons: 8
Coding region: 26-1465 (479 amino acids)
Biological process (GO): monoatomic ion transmembrane transport; chemical synaptic transmission, postsynaptic; excitatory postsynaptic potential
Cellular component (GO): postsynaptic membrane; plasma membrane; membrane
Molecular function (GO): extracellular ligand-gated monoatomic ion channel activity; transmembrane signaling receptor activity; acetylcholine-gated monoatomic cation-selective channel activity
Source: RefSeq, marked reviewed
CGAAACUCUCUCCGAUGGCCCUGUGAUGCUCUUGCCCAUUUUAUUGCAUUUUUUGCUUCUAAUCACCCAAUUAAAUGGCUCACCAGCAGAAGUACGGCUUAUCAAUGAUCUUAUGUCAGGAUAUGUUCGUGAGGAAAGACCAACACUUGAUAGUUCAAAGCCAGUUGUUGUCAGUUUGGGAGUCUUUUUGCAACAGAUUAUUAACUUGUCCGAAAAAGAGGAACAGCUGGAAGUAAAUGCCUGGCUUAAGUUCCAAUGGAGAGAUGAAAAUUUACGAUGGGAACCGACUGCUUAUGAGAACGUGACAGAUCUAAGACAUCCACCGGAUGCUCUAUGGACUCCCGAUAUCCUUCUUUAUAAUAGUGUCGAUUCGGAGUUUGAUUCGUCGUAUAAAGUAAAUCUGGUUAAUUAUCAUACGGGAAACAUUAAUUGGAUGCCACCAGGAAUAUUCAAAGUAUCGUGUAAAUUGGAUAUUUAUUGGUUUCCAUUUGAUGAACAAGUUUGUUAUUUUAAGUUUGGCUCAUGGACGUAUACUCGUGAUAAGAUUCAACUAGAAAAGGGUGAUUUUGAUUUCUCCGAGUUCAUUCCAAACGGGGAAUGGAUUAUAAUAGAUUAUCGAACAAAUAUUACUGUGAAACAAUAUGAAUGUUGUCCCGAGCAGUAUGAAGAUAUCACUUUUACGCUACAUUUACGACGGAGAACUUUAUACUAUUCCUUCAAUUUAAUUGCUCCAGUUCUUUUAACAAUGAUACUGGUUAUUUUGGGCUUUACUGUUAGCCCUGAAACUUGCGAAAAAGUUGGACUUCAGAUCUCUGUCUCUCUUGCCAUAUGCAUUUUCCUCACAAUAAUGAGUGAACUGACACCUCAAACAUCAGAAGCUGUUCCACUUCUUGGAGUAUUCUUCCACACUUGCAACUUCAUUUCCGUUUUAGCCACUUCUUUCACAGUUUAUGUGCAAAGUUUUCAUUUUCGAAACCAACAUGUACACGAACGGAUGGAUUUCUGGAUGAGGUUCAUUCUCUUGGAGUGGUCACCGUGGCUAUUGCGAAUGAAAAUGCCGGAUAGAGAAAAUAACUUUCAGACACUGACAGAAAGUUGGAAGGGAAGGAAUCGAAGAGAAUCUAUGGCAAGAACAGCGUUCGAAUAUGCAGAUGGACCGGUUACACAGAUACAUUCCAUGGGAAUUAUGUUGAAAGAUAAUUUUGAAGAGCUUAUUUAUCAAGUUAAACAGGAGAAGAUUGCUGAUGAAAAAGGAAUUGAGAGAUUGCGGGUGUUACAGAAGAUUUACGAUCAUGUAAAGAUGAUCCGAGAACAUGACGAUGACAAUGAUGAAGACAGUCGAGUAGCUCUUGAAUGGAGAUUUGCUGCAAUUGUCGUCGAUCGUCUGUGCCUUCUUGCCUUCUCCUUACUCAUCGUCGUCGUCUCCAUCAUCAUUGCUUUACGUGCACCGUAUCUUUUCGCUUAAACCAAAUGCCUUGAGCAAUCAAAUAAAACCAUUUCA